AAGUCAUCUCAAUCGAAUGGCUGGUAAAAAAUCUGUUCAGUACAAUGAAUAUAACCUUCAACAUAAACCAUAAAACGAACAAAUAUUCAUUGAGAUCAAUUGCGUUUGAACUUUGCGCCGAAAUUUUUCCGAAUGGCUCGUUUGAAUGGUUUGAGCUACAUUAUUUUGGAAGUAAUAUCUCAUCAAUGCGCGGAAGAUCAUAUUUCUGCAAUGAAUUGUCAUUGCCACUGAAAAUGCGAAGUAAAAUUAUGGGAACACUUCAAUUGAUAAACAUUCAAUUUGAAGCAUUCCGAUCAGAACAAAAUGAAGAGUUUUCCAAAGCGAUUGUUUGCGGUGACGAGACUUCUCGGAGGGAUUCAUACUCAGUUACAACAGUAAUUUGCGUUUCGGUUACGGUUUUAAUUAUGACGAUUUGGGGUUUGAAAUUUAUAUUUGAUUCGAAAAAAAUGGAAUUGUUUAAGAAAGAUUUAUCUAAAUCGCAUUUGCAAAAAUAUUCAAAGCCAUCACCGUUGCCACGUUGCUUAUCAAUCCACAAUAGUUUUUCAAGUGAAUAAUUUACUCUGUAAAUUGUUACUAUCGUAACAUUGCACAUUUCGUUCUUAAUUCAUAGAAUCGCACCACUGAUAUGGUAUUCUACUUUAGAAAACACGCUGGAAGCUCAGAAAUAAGAUAGGAUCGUUGAGGUGUGUUAAAUAAUAUGCUUUGAAUAAAAAAAAUAAUCAGUUAUCAAAUAAGUGAUUAAAAUUCAAUAAAAAGCCAUU
Molecule: messenger RNA, 761 nt
Organism: Contarinia nasturtii (swede midge)
Lineage: Eukaryota; Metazoa; Arthropoda; Insecta; Diptera; Cecidomyiidae
Exons: 2
Coding region: 45-554 (169 amino acids)
Source: RefSeq, a predicted model, not a curated record